Sclerotinia borealis F-4128 is the source of this 528-nucleotide messenger RNA. NCBI's taxonomy places the organism in Eukaryota, Fungi, Ascomycota, Leotiomycetes, Helotiales, Sclerotiniaceae. The record is from the annotation of a GenBank genome assembly.
AUGACACUCACUGCCUCUCCCAUCGCAACUCACGCACUUUCCAACGAUUCCUCUCCCCAACGCGGUCGUAAACGCCGUCGAUCGUCCGUUGCUUCUCCACCACCCGCAACAACCAGCACAUCUACUAAUUUCCGCGGCCGAGUCCGACAUCGAUCACCUCAGACUUCUCAUCCAUUUAACUCCUCACUGCUGCCAUUAUCUUCAACUUUCAAGCCCAAAGUAACAAACACUACUACAACAAUGCUUGCAGCCACUGCCCCUCAUACCAAAUACCAAAAGACUCACUCCACAGCAUCACCCACUAAUCCUUCGCCCGCAUCCUCUCUCCUAGUCUAUUCUCCUCGCUCAAAGACUCGAAGAAGUCAGUCUCCCUCCCGCUCUCGUAGCAAAGGUCACUCGGCUGAAACAGAUGUUCCACGACGAAGACACAGGACAAGAAGUAGAAGUCGAGCGCAUAGGAUUGCGAUUGAUGAUAAGGAGGGCAGUAAGGGGAAGAUGAAAGCUGUGUCCGGAGUAGAAAUAAAGUAG